GUGGAAGCAGAGGGUCCCUCGGAGAAAGGCCUCCCUCGUGCGGACAAAGCCGGCUCCCCAGCCAGGACUGAAUCGGUCCCUUCCCUCUCCAGGACCCCUGAGUCUGCAGGAAGUGUAGUCUGGUGAAGGAUGGCAUUUCGAGACUGACCUUGACCUCGGAGAUGAGGAUGGAAUUAGCCCUAGCCCAGCCCUCGAGAACACCAGGCCCUCCUUCUAUCCCAGUCUGAGACAGUAUUGAUUUUGGGGCUCUCCUUUACAAGCCCCCAAAACCUCCAACUCCAGCCUCCCCUUUGACCACCCAACGGCACAGAAUGUCUGUGAGAUGCCUGAGAUGGAGCCUUUGGCUACUCUGCUUCCUCAUGGUCACCAUGCUGUGGUACCUCAACCUCCCCUCCUACACUGUGAUUGAGAACCUCAACUGGAUGUAUUUCUAUGAGUAUGAGCCCAUUAACCGCUCAGAAUUUGCCUUUACGCUCCGAGAGCGGGUGACUUGCUUGGAGCAGGACCCUUUCCUUGUCAUCUUGGUGACCUCACGCCCUGAAGAUGUGAAAGCCAGACAGGCCAUUCGGGUUACUUGGGGCACAAAGAAGUCUUGGUGGGGACAAGAAGUCCUAACAUACUUUUUAUUAGGCCACCGAGUGGAGCCAGCAGAUAACGUGUUGGCCUUAUCUGUACAAGAUGAAAGCGCCCUUUAUGGUGACAUAAUCCGCCAAGACUUCAUAGACACGUACUAUAACCUGACCUUAAAGACAAUAAUGGCGUUCAGGUGGGUUACAGAGUUUUGCCCUACAGCCAAAUACGUGAUGAAGGCAGAUUCUGAUGUUUUUAUUAACACUGGAAACUUAGUGAAAUAUCUUUUGACGUACAACCAGUCUGAGAACUUUUUCAUGGGCUACCCUCUCAUAGAGAAUAUUUCCAAUAGAGAAUUUUUCAAAAAAACCUAUAUUUCCUACCAGGAGUAUCCUUUUAGGGUAUUUCCACCGUACUGCAGUGGCUUGGGUUACGUGCUAUCCAGAGACUUGGUUCUCCAAAUUUAUGAAAUGAUGGCACACGUCAAGCCCAUCAGAUUUGAAGAUGUUUAUGUUGGGAUCAUCCUGAGCAUCUUAAAAGUGGACAUUCAUCUUCCCAAGUCCAAUGACCUCUUUUUUUUGUACCGGAUUAGAUUUAAUACCUGCAAAUUCAAGCGCUUGAUUGCGGCCCACAGCUAUUCUCCCAAGGAACUAAUCCAGUAUUGGCAGCUCAUGCAAAAGGAAAGCAGAUGCUGACCCUCCAUUCUGCUCUGACCAAGUCAGGGACUUUGCAGAAAGCCCAUGAGGUUGGACUGGGAGAGUCCUUUCAAAGGCAGUGUUGCUCCUGGUGCCCACUUCACUGUGACUCAUUCAGAUCCCACCCCUCCUCAAAGUGGCUGCUUCCUGUCUCAUUUUGCGUAUUCCUGUGUAUUUGCUUUUGAGGUCGGCAGUAGAGGAGAGAUCUUUUGUGGUACUUGUUGGGGGUGGGGGGCGUUGAGAGAGAGACAGAGAGAGAGAGAGAGACAGAGAUGAAUACUAAAAAAAUAUCUCCUUAGAAGGAAAAUGGUAGAUUUUGCCAAUUAUACAAAAAAGGCCUAAAGAUUUUAACGUCACAGGAAAAUUUUACCAGUAAGGACUUAAUACAACUCUUUUAUUUAUAGUAGACUCAUUUAUUCAGGUUAUUCAGGACUACUGGUAAAAAUGAGGGGUUUUUUGGGAAAAAACCAACUUGAUAAUGAAGAUUAAAGAAGAGUCUUGCCAGAGAUGUGAUGUAUGGAUUAACCAUUUUCAGCGUUGUAAUACACUUAACACUAAUAUUGUACUGAAUAUAGUUUAAUUUUUUCUUCAUACAAAAGGCUUUCAGUAUGGCCCCUGUAGACCAAGUUGAUUUUCCAAAGAUCAAGCUAGCUUAUGGGGCAGCACAUCACCUGUAGGCUGGCCUCUUAGUGCUGGCAUUAUUUUGGCCAGACUUAGGAGGGGCAGGCGUGGGUGAAUUGCAAUCUGUGUCAUUGAAAAGAAUUAUGGUUAGGGUUCAAUUUGAAUAGUUUAUAGAAUCCUAUACCACCCUCUAAUUUUGCAUAUGAGAAUAUGGAGUCCCAGGGAGAUUUAAAUGAUUUACCCCAAGCCAGAAGACAUUUGAACUCUUGGUGUCCACUGGGUCAUUAUUUUGAUCAUCUGCUAUUAUAAUGGUAGUAAAAAAACAUGGGGUUUAACUCAGGUUUUUACAUUUAAAUUCUGCAUAGAUUUGGUGCCCUUUUUGGGUUGGAAUGCUUCUCAACCACCACUUCAUGGUGUACACUUUAAUGACAGAGAUGAAUGACUGUAGAAUAACCCUUUGGGGCCAGAGAACGUGAACACCUUGAGGGCAGGCAUGGUUUCCUUUCUCUCCUUGCAUCUCCACAGCCUAGUAUGGUGCCUGGCCCAAGCUAAGGGCUCAGUAAAUGCUCAUCAAGUGUUAUAACAUAUUGAAGGCUGGGCAGAUUUGGACUUCAGAAAACAUUUGCUCCUAUGUACAGGUGCUGAUGAAGAAAGACCCGAAUUAUAUGUCUUGUUUUUGGAAAUGUUA
Messenger RNA from Trichosurus vulpecula (common brushtail), 2574 nucleotides. RefSeq names its product beta-1,3-N-acetylgalactosaminyltransferase 1 (globoside blood group) (gene B3GALNT1). Gene Ontology annotation, molecular function: N-acetyl-beta-D-glucosaminide beta-(1,3)-galactosyltransferase activity. The record is from RefSeq and is a predicted model, not a curated record. NCBI's taxonomy places the organism in Eukaryota, Metazoa, Chordata, Mammalia, Diprotodontia, Phalangeridae. The transcript has 4 exons. The coding region runs from base 312 to 1265 and encodes 317 amino acids. Gene Ontology annotation, cellular component: membrane.